Messenger RNA from Knipowitschia caucasica, 381 nucleotides. NCBI's taxonomy places the organism in Eukaryota, Metazoa, Chordata, Actinopteri, Gobiiformes, Gobiidae. The record is from the annotation of a GenBank genome assembly.
AUGCGCGGGCACCUCUUUUGGGAGAGAAGCAGCCGCCAACAGCAGCUACAGCAAACACCCUCCGAAAGCCGUCCCAACCAAGAACCAUCCUCCCCCAGCCCACCGGGCCCCCUUAACUUCUUAAAUCCACCCCCUUCCCGGUCAGUCCCCACCAACAGGAAACAGCCGGAUCAACCCCCCUCUCCACUGCCCCCCCGGGAACUGGGCAGCCUUCCCAGGAACCCCGGGGUGCAAAAUCCCAAAUGCCCUGCCAACCCGGCGGGCCCGUGGGGUCCCCCUCCCACCCCCCCCCCCCCCCCUUCUGCGGCCCGGGAGAAAAGGAGGUUUGAAAACCCGGGGCGGACGGACCACACCCGCCCACGGAGAAAGAUGUUCCCCUGA